AUGAGGUUCGAGAACAACUCGCAUCUCCUCGCCGAUUCCCGCCAAGCCGACGACUACUGGAGACUCCUUCUCAAGAGCGGCGGAGUCGUCUCCCUUGACACGGAGUGGGCGCUCGGCCAGGGCUUGCGGCCGUCAGCGCAGUCGCCGACGGAUGCGUCCCAGAGCAUCUACCAGAUCGACGUUUUCCACGCGCUCCACUGCUUGAAUUCGAUACGGCAGAACCUCAUGUCCAAAACGCCCCCUCCCUGGGACGAGAAGCACAUGCUGCACUGCCUUGACUACGUGAGACACCAGCUACUAUGCCAUCCAGACCUCACACUCGUGCAUACAAACGACCUGGAAGAGUUUGUUUUGGACCAAAGUCAUUCAUGCAGAGAUUAUGGGGCACUGGUCGAUUGGGUCCAUCGCCAUCGCUGGGUCGAGUUUCCCGAGUGGUUGAAAGCCAAAGGCACCAAGGCGACGCACAAUCACGCAAUACGAUAA
This is a messenger RNA of Hirsutella rhossiliensis, 483 nucleotides long. RefSeq lists its product as uncharacterized. The transcript has 2 exons. The record is from RefSeq and is a predicted model, not a curated record. The coding region runs from base 1 to 483 and encodes 160 amino acids. Gene Ontology annotation, biological process: mycotoxin biosynthetic process. NCBI's taxonomy places the organism in Eukaryota, Fungi, Ascomycota, Sordariomycetes, Hypocreales, Ophiocordycipitaceae.